CCGUCAUCGGGAUUGGGGCGGAAAACACUUUUGACAGUUUCUCAGGAAGCUAACUACUAGCCACCGAAAAGACAGCUUCCUGCAAAUAGUUUUGUGUAGUUUGGCCUCUUCUUUUGCCAUUUUCGCAGAUUUCGAUCCGAUUAUGACAUCCCUAGACGAAAGUAGUAAGGAAAAGYUGCGCUCCGUGUCUGUGGACUUAAACAACGAUGCCUCUCUUCUUAUUGACAUUCCUGAUGCACUCUGUGAAAGGGACAAGGUCAAGUUCACAGUCCAUACGAAGACUACUCUUAGCUCCUUCCAGAAGCCGGAGUUCUCUGUUCCCAGGCAGCAUGAAGACUUCAUCUGGCUCCACGACACGCUGGUUGAGACUGAGGACUACGCUGGUUUAAUAAUCCCCCCAGCACCCCCAAAGCCUGAUUUUGAGAGCCCGAGAGAGAAGAUGCACAAACUGGGUGAAGGUGAAGCCACUAUGACGAAGGAGGAGUACACCAAAAUGAAGCAGGAGCUGGAGGCUGAGUACCUGGCUGUGUUCAAGAAAACUGUCCAAGUACAUGAAGUCUUCUUGCAGAGAUUGUCCUCCCACCCUGUUUUAAGCAAAGACAGAAACUUCCAGAUUUUCUUAGAGUAUGACCAGGAUCUCAGUGUGAGGAGAAAGAACGCAAAGGAAAUGUUCGGGGGGUUCUUUAAAAACAUGGUGAAGUCAGCUGAUGAGGUCCUCAUCUCAGGAGUAAAGGAAGUGGAUGACUUUUUUGAGCAAGAGAAGACAUUUUUGCUCGACUACUACAGCAAGAUAAAAGAUUCCACUGCCAAAGCAGAGAAGAUGACACGUUCACACAAAAAUAUCGCAGACGAUUACAUUCACAUUUCUGCCACUUUAAACAGCAUUUGUGCUGAAGACAGUACACCAAAUAAGAAAAACCUGGAGAAGCUGUCAGACCUGUUUGAGAGACUCAGAAAAGUGGAGGGAAGAGUUGCGUCUGACCAGGAGCUGAAACUCACAGAGCUGCUAAGAUAUUACAUGAGGGACAUUCAGGCUGCUAAGGACCUUCUGUACCGGCGAGCCCGGGCGUUAGCGGACUACGAGAACUCCAACAAGGCCUUGGACAAGGCUCGACUAAAGAGCAAAGACAUCCCCCAGGCAGAGGAAGUGCAGCGGCAGUGCCUGCAGAAAUUCGACAGGCUCUCAGAAUCUGGAAAGAAAGAACUCACCAGCUUCAAGGGCAGACGAGUCAUGGCCUUCAGGAAGAACCUCAUAGAAAUGGCUGAGCUGGAGAUAAAACACGCCAAGAACAACGUGGCUUUAUUGCAAGGAUGCAUCGACCUGCUGAAGAGCAACUGACCUGUUUCCACACGUCUGAUCAUCACUAAGUGACCGAAUGUGACAAACAGAAACCCGGCCCUCCCAGGACCCAGGAUCUGCAGACACCAUGCACCGUGUCCGCUCCCACCCGGGACUCUUUUUCUUUUUUCCCAAACCCUACAAGAUACUUUCUUUUGUAAGCACAAUGUCUUUAUGUUUACAGAGUCUUUGUUCUUCACCUCGGGGUCCAUCCUUCAUUACCAUGGAGCUCCAGCUCAGUGCUGAAUGUCCCCAGAGAUGGAGGUCGUGAACUUUACGGUUUUUCAUGAUGAUGCAGCACCUGUAGAUGUGAUGUUUUCCGGUUUACAUUUUUACACACUUUGUGCUUUUCCUUGCCUUUUCUUUGAUCACGUCUCUGACUCCGCUCAGACUCUUAACUUCCCUCUAGAUAACUUUGUACAAGUUUUGUUUUGUCUUUCCUCAUUGUGCUUAAUGUGUGUGUUUGUUUUUUGUGAACUAAUGGAGCUUGUAUGUGAGAGAAAUGAGUGCCUGGAAAAAAAAAGAUUCCUGUGCUCUGCAUCCUGGAUUUUGAGAGUUUUGUAGAUCCAUACCGGGUCUGUCGUAAACCGACUCAUGACUGAUCGUUGUUGCUUGCUCAGAAAUAUUUGCACACCUUAAUAAAUUUGUUUCCUUAUUCUUGUUUUGUUAAAGAUCCCAUCGUUGUCGAGGAUGAGUAAAAGAAAAUUAUUUGUAGCCAGAACAAGUUUGGAUUCAGUCCAAGAAUUUAAUUCACGUUUAUUUCUUUACUUUUGAUUCGACAGCUUAUUUUGUCUUUUUAUUUAGUGACUGAUCUAUUUACCACAUCUCUAAAGAGUUUAUUUUGUUUAAAAAAAUGCACUAAAGUACAUUAAAAGACUCUACAGUCAUGACCAAUCUCAGUGGAGUGUUAUUAUGCAUUAAAGUUUUUUUUUUCUUAAACUGAAUGUAUUUCUUAAAUAUCACAAUUGUUCCAAUUCUUUUUUUUUCAUGUUUUUCCUACAGAACAUUAGCAUUUUGUAAAUUUGUAAUAACGUUGAGAAAUAAACUCUACAUUCCGGAGUUGAA
Molecule: messenger RNA, 2404 nt
Organism: Austrofundulus limnaeus
Lineage: Eukaryota; Metazoa; Chordata; Actinopteri; Cyprinodontiformes; Rivulidae
Gene: snx5
Product: sorting nexin 5
Exons: 13
Coding region: 143-1339 (398 amino acids)
Biological process (GO): pinocytosis; retrograde transport, endosome to Golgi
Cellular component (GO): endosome
Molecular function (GO): phosphatidylinositol binding; dynactin binding
Source: RefSeq, a predicted model, not a curated record